This is a messenger RNA of Saprolegnia diclina VS20, 1011 nucleotides long. RefSeq lists its product as hypothetical. Bases 1 to 1011 code for a protein of 336 amino acids. Lineage: Eukaryota; Oomycota; Saprolegniomycetes; Saprolegniales; Saprolegniaceae. The record is from RefSeq and is a predicted model, not a curated record. Gene Ontology annotation, molecular function: phosphatidylinositol binding. The transcript has a single exon.
AUGGCAUGUGGCAGUCUUCCAUUUCCCAUGUCGUCGCCCCCGCGCCCGUCGUCGCCGACGAUGCGACCAGUGUACCCGUCGUCGUCGUCGCGCAGCAACUCGGUCGUCCGGCGCAACAGCCACGGCAGCCUCGUCGCGCCCAACAUCACAUCGACCGCCGGCGUCGAGUACGACUCGAUCCGCGUCCUCGACGAAGCAGUCUCGAGCCAUGGCACCAUCUACUACUCGGUGCACGUCUCGUGCAUGGAGAGCCCGCUCGACAACUACACGAUUCGCCGGCGCUACAACGACUUCAAGUCGUUCCACGCAACCUUGUCGCGCUACAUGCCCACCGCGCCGUUUGGCUUUGUCGCGUUCAAGGCCGCGAUCAAGUCGAUCGACGAGGACGAGCCUGACAGCACCAAUACCGCCAACAACAGUACGUUUUUGAAAGACUCUGGCGAAGACAGCAGCAGCCACCAUCCAACGAUGGACGUCGUGUACCUCCCGCCCAUGCCCAUCGGCGGCCUCCUCGCCAUCAUGACGUCCAAAGACACGCUCAUCCGCAGCCGCAUUGCCAUGUUCAACCGCAUCCUCGAAGCCGCGCUUGAAGAUGGCAGCCGACCGGUCGCUGAGGCGCUCCGCAACUUUAUCAAGGAGGCGCCCGGCGGCAGCUUGCACCGGACGCUCUCGAGCAUGUCCGACUCGACCAACGACAAGAAGCGCACCAAGUCUCGGUCCAGCUCGGCGUCGUCCUAUGUCUCGCUGCGCGACUAUGCGGCGCCCGAGCUGACGCUGAGCCUCGAGCGCGAUGCGAGGCGCCGGACCGCGUCCUUUGGCCGCCAAACCAACCGACUCUUCCUCGACUGCGCGAUCAAGGCGGUGGAAGCCGUCGAGAACGGGUCGGCGCAACCGCUCUCGUCGUCGUCGUCGUCGACGGCCGCCACGAGCUCGCCAUGCUCGCCAUACGAGACGAGCCUUUUGCCACCUACGACGAUCUCGGCCGCGCCGCCGUCGAUCGCGGCUUCAUGA